AUGGAGCUGCCGGUUUUACUGCUAGCGGUUCUCGUAUUCCUGGUAUACAUCUCAGCAGAGCAUUUGUGGCCGAAGCCGCGGCGACGAGACGCACGGUCCGGGAGGGAUUCGGCGCCUCUCCUGUUCUACAAAAAAGACGAGCCUUAUUACGAGUUUACUAACUUUUCGCCACAUCCCAUACAAUAUCAGGGCAAAUUGUAUCCUACAUCCGAGCACUUGUUCCAAGCCUACAAGUUCUUAUCGACCCGCCCCGACCUUGCAGAGCGCGUCCGAACGACACCCACUCCGCGCGCAGCUUUGGAAGAGGCCACGCGGAUGCGAAAGCUGCAGCGUUCUGACUGGUUCGACGUGAACAUCAGCGUCAUGGAUCAGGUCCUGGAGGCCAAGUUCACGCAAAAUGCGCAGCUAAAAAAGCUAUUGCUUGACACAGGAGAAAGGGACAUCAUUGAGGAUAGCCCUGUCGACUCAUUCUGGGGGUGCGGCGCCGACGGCCAGGGUCGGAAUGAGCUCGGCAAGGCUCUAGUGAGGCUAAGAAAGAAAUUUCGUAGACAGGGAAGACAGCACAGGUGA
This is a messenger RNA of Phanerochaete carnosa HHB-10118-sp, 570 nucleotides long. RefSeq lists its product as uncharacterized. The record is from RefSeq and is a predicted model, not a curated record. The coding region runs from base 1 to 570 and encodes 189 amino acids. Lineage: Eukaryota; Fungi; Basidiomycota; Agaricomycetes; Polyporales; Phanerochaetaceae. The transcript has 4 exons.